Musa acuminata subsp. malaccensis (wild Malaysian banana) is the source of this 2700-nucleotide messenger RNA. RefSeq names its product squamosa promoter-binding-like protein 9. The record is from RefSeq and is a predicted model, not a curated record. Gene Ontology annotation, molecular function: DNA binding. Lineage: Eukaryota; Viridiplantae; Streptophyta; Magnoliopsida; Zingiberales; Musaceae. Gene Ontology annotation, cellular component: nucleus.
GCGAGUCGUAUACCGCUGCGCGCACUCUCCCUUUCUCUGUGCUUCCUCCGUCGACCUCUUUCUCUUCUAGGGUUAGGGUUUGCUAUAUAUGGAGGCCCCGGAGCUUCUUGACUUCGCCGUCGACGACGAGGAAGACGGUACCCUCUUCCCCGCCUGGGAGUUCGGGGCGUCUGACCUCCCGACGCCUUGUCCGCUGCCUGCUACCGUUCCUCCGCCCAUCCUUCCGUCGCCUCGGGCUGCGGCCGGAGAGGGGUCAGAGCCGGUUGGGAAGCGAGACCCGAGGCUCUUGUGCUCGAAUUUCUUGGAGGGACGGGUCCCUUGCUCGUGUCCGGCGGCGGACGAGGUGGAGCCGGCGGAGUGGGGGGACAAGCCGAUGGCGGGCGCCGUUGGAGGCGACCGGAAGCGGGCGAGGAAGGCGCGAGCGACGCCGGUGGCCGCUUUGCGGUGUCAGGUCCCUGGGUGCGAGGCCGAUAUCGGGGAGCUCAAGGGUUACCAUCGGCGGCACCGUGUCUGUCUCCGGUGUGCUUGCGCUCCGUGCGUGGUUCUUGAUGGUCAGAGCAAGCGGUACUGUCAGCAAUGUGGCAAGUUUCACAUGCUGUCAGAUUUCGAUGAGGGUAAACGUAGCUGUAGAAGAAAAUUAGAGCGUCACAAUAAAAUAAGGCGGAGAAGACACACUGAUGGUGUAUCCAUGAUGGGAAAAGAGAAGGAUCCUCAUGGAAGCCUGCAAAUGAACGUUUCUUGCGUUGAUAAAUCUAUGACAGAGAUGUUGUUUGGAGUUGCAUGCCACACAGAAGAAAAAGUCAUAAACAACAAACUAAUGGAGAGGAAAGUUCUACAUGAAUCGGAUGAUGGGUGUGAUACUAAAUUUAAUUUGCUUAGUGGUUUUACAACUAUUCGUGGAAACAGUUUUUUGUCCUUUGCUGCAUCCAGUGAACCUCAGAAUGAAGAGAAGGAUGAUAACCCCAAGUCCCCUAUUUCCUUUACCCUCUGCAACAGUAAGAGCACUUAUUCAUCUACGUGUCCCACAGGUCGUGUAUCAUUCAAGCUUUAUGAUUGGAAUCCUGCAGAGUUUCCUAGACAACUUCGACACCAAAUUUUCAAGUGGUUGGAGAGUAUGCCUGUUGAGUUGGAAGGUUAUAUUCGGCCUGGCUGUACUUUCAUGACUAUAUUUAUUGCCAUGCCAGAUUUCAUGUGGGAGAAGUUAUCACAGGACGUGGCUGGCUGUAUUGAAAACUUGAUUUAUGCACCUGAAAGCUUGCUUGUCAGAAGAGGCAACAUCCAUAUUUACCUAUGUGACACUAUUGUUCAAAUUUUGAAAGAUCAAAAGCCUUUGAUGAGCACCAGGAUGGAGGUGCAAGUUCCCAGGCUUCAUUAUGUUUAUCCUACUCUUUUUGAGGCUGGCCGGCCAGUGGAAUUUAUUGCCUGUGGCACCAAUCUGAAUCGGGCGAAAUUGAGGUUUCUUGUAUCUUUUGCAGGAAAGUAUCUGGAAUUAAGCUCAUGUCUUGCCAUAUCACAUCACGUAACUAAACCUUGCAAUAUCAAUGAUACGGAUCAUAUUUGUGAUGAUGAGCAUGAGAUGUUCCAGAUUAAUAUUCCUCAGACAGAUUCUGAUGUCUUCGGUCCUGCAUUCCUUGAGGUGGAAAACGAAUUAGGAGUUUCAAACUUCGUCCCUAUACUUUUUGGAAGCAAGCUUAUAUGUUCAGAGUUUGAGAGGAUAAGCAGAGCUAUUUUUGAUAGCUGCUGUUCUGAUGGUAUCUACAGGACUAUGAAUAUUGAUGCCACUUCAUAUUCUGACAAUUCUUUCGUUUCGAAACAAAUUGGUAUCCCAGCACUACUUUUGGACAUUGCAUGGGUGCUCCAGGAGCCUGGGUCGGAGAAAAGUGAACAACUGCUGAGUUCAACCAGCAUUCAUAGGCUAGUCAACCUAUUGAAGUUCCUGCUACAAAUUAGAUCUUUGAUUCUUAUGGAAGUAGUACUACAUUAUGUAGAUGGGAUUAAUUCGCUAAGCUUACAUGAAGUAAAUAACACCUUAGAUGGUGAUUGGUUGCUUUUUUUGAAUUAUAUAAACCAAGCAAGAGAAGUUCUUUCUCAAAGAACCACACAGCAUAUGAGAUCAGAAUCAGGUUCAAGAAACUUGAGCCCCUGCCCUCAUUUUUCACGAAGCUCCAGAGAGAAUGACACAAAGGAUAGUAUGCUUUCGGCAAAUCAAGAGUUUGUGAGAGAAGACGAAGAUAGUGUUGAGCUGACACACUCUCCCUCCAAUCAAGAGAAUCAUGAAGCUAUUUCGCUGGUGGCAGUGGCGAGAAAGCGUACUUCGAUCUGCUGCCAACUGCAAAUUGACGACAGAUGGAAGAAGGGUUCAUGGGGGAGCAUGUAUGUUGCUCUGGCGGUAGGAGUUGGUGCCUUCAUAUGCUUUGUAGCUUGCCUUGCCCUUUUCCACUCUCAGAAAGCUGGUGGUUUGCGGUAUCCAUAAGAAGUCAUCUGUUUAACCAUUAGCGGGGGUUUGUUGCAGGUAUUCAUUAGAAGAAGCCGUCUGUUUAACCAUCGUUAAACACACUAUUUGCUUUGUACUAUUGUUAAAGAUACAUAACUCAGGCUGGGUGUGUUCACAACAAGAAGCCGGCUGUUUAACCAUCGUUAGACAGACUUUUUGGCUUUGUACUAUUGUUAAAGAUAUAAAACUGCUAUUACGUUGUUUAA